This is a messenger RNA of Solenopsis invicta (red fire ant), 2410 nucleotides long. It is a transcript of the gene dock, whose product is annotated as cytoplasmic protein NCK1. The record is from RefSeq and is a predicted model, not a curated record. Gene Ontology annotation, molecular function: protein binding. NCBI's taxonomy places the organism in Eukaryota, Metazoa, Arthropoda, Insecta, Hymenoptera, Formicidae. The coding region runs from base 793 to 1971 and encodes 392 amino acids. The transcript has 4 exons.
GGCCUAAGGGUGGGUCUGUUUUUCGUGCGGGAGGGGUCGCGUCGCGUACGAGCGCGGCCGCGAACGUGUGGCUAAUCGGCGCCGUGAGCCGUGAGCAUCGCUUCGGCCGCCGUGCUCGCGCGUACGGGAAGUGGCGUGGAGGAAGGGCGGCUCCGCGUGAGAGAAUCGUCGCGCGUAGCCCUCGCGGUUCGGAGACCGACGACGAUACGGUAGGACGACGGCGUCGACGGCGACGAUCGAAAGCGGAUGGAACGCGGCGCUCACCGCGCUCUCCUUCCCUGACUCCCCGCUCCCGUCCGAUUACUCACAGGAAGAGAGAGAGAGAGAGAGAAAGAGACAAAAAGACAGGAAGAAAGGGAGAAAGAGAGAUAGGGAGCAGACACGCACGAGCCCCCCCGGCACGUAGGUACGCUCCAGUCGUUCAUGGCUGUGGCUCGGGGUGGGGGAAAACAAGCCGUGUAACGACGUAAGAUCCCAAAAAGCUCUCUUUAUGCAGGAAUAUGUCAAGUUUAAAAAUCGUGUUGGUAAUGCACUUGCUUGCGCUACCCUUGAGAACGAUGGAUUCUGACCAAAGAAAUCAGCAGGUGCAUCAGCACUGAACAAAAUAAAAAAAAGCAAAAACUAAAUAAUGAAUGCCUGCUGCACUCACGCCGUCGACUCUGUACAAGCAGACUUAAGAUUUGUUGAAGUAGUACGUGAGUAGCAGCUACUCACGGCCACACUCAGCUGUACAUACAAAAAUCUAAAUACAUAUAUAUCGUCGUAAAUAUAUAUGUAUUUAUUUUUACGCACAUGGCAGCCAUGAAGCAUGGCAAGACGAGUCAAGACGACGUAUGUUACGUUGUCGCCAAAUAUGAUUAUGGGGCACAGGGUGCCCAGGAGCUAGAUUUACGAAAGAACGAUCGCUAUCUCUUGCUGGACGAUUCGAAGCAUUGGUGGCGAGUGCAGAGCGCGAGAGGACAGGCAGGCUAUGUGCCGAGCAAUUAUGUUAAAAAGGAGAAGCCCUCACUGUUCGAUAGUAUUAAGAAGAAGGUCAAAAAGGGCUCCGGCUCCAAGACCCUGCCAUCCAGUAACUCGCCGUCCCGGGCGGUCGAGUCCCCCAUCAUGGCGCGACGUCUGCCGGCCGAUCCGAGCGAGGCGAUCGGCACCGCGGUCGUCAAGUACAAUUACCAAGCGCAGCAGGCGGACGAGCUGUCCCUCGUGAAGGGCACUAGGAUUUUGAUACUCGAAAAGAGUAACGAUGGCUGGUGGCGAGGUCAGAGCGGCACCCAGGCCGGUUGGUUCCCGUCGAACUACACCCAGGAGGAGGGCGACGCCGACGACACGCUGCACACGUACGCGAUGGCCGAGAAUGUGCUCGACAUCGUGGUGGCUCUCUACUCGUUUUCGUCCAACAACGAUCAGGAGCUGUCGUUCGAGAAGGGUGACCGUCUCGAGAUCCUCGACCGUCCACCGGCGGAUCCCGAGUGGUACAAGGCGAGAAACAGCCAGGGACAGGUUGGACUAGUACCGCGCAAUUAUCUCCAGGAGCUGAGCGAGUACUUGACGCAACCGUACCGUGAGCGUGGUAUGACAACUAGCGAGAUCAGCCAGGGGGAUUCUCUCGAACGAAGGCCGGACCCUGGCGAUCGGCCGCACCUCGUCGGCAAACCUUGGUACUACGGUAGUAUUACGCGCUCGCAAUGCGACAACCUGCUCAAUCAACACGGCCACGACGGAGAUUUCCUAAUCAGGGAUAGUGAAACCAACAUGGGCGAUUAUUCGGUAUCCUUGAAAGCACCGGGACGUAACAAGCACUUUAGGGUACAUGUAGAAGGAGCGUUAUAUUGCAUCGGUCAAAGGAAGUUUCACACGUUAGAUCAGCUUGUAGAUCAUUACCAGAGGGCCCCAAUCUACACCAAUAAGCAAGGAGAGAAGCUGUACUUGGUGCGCCCAUUACCAAAAGGCAAUGCCAGUAGCAACGGUUGCUAGAUGAAUUCGUGCCAUGAAGGAGACAGUCCAUGCGCUUUCAGCUGUAUCGAUAAGAUACGCGACGCCUGCCUAGUAAUAUCAAUAUCACACAUCUCUCGUACGUUUAUACAAUAACAAUUAAUAUAAUUGGUCUACUCGUAUAUUAGUGUUUCUCGAUUGUUUUCACCAUUUAUACAGUGAAGUAUAAUUUAUUACUCUAAGUGAAUCGGUAACUCGUAUUACACUCCUCGGAGCUUCCAGACUACUCAGCAAACGAACAAAGAAACAUUAAUACGGCAGUAUGUGAACUAAUUGACAACACAAGGCUUAUCUUUAUAUUCAUAUGUAAUUGUAAAACGCGAACCGACUGUUAUUACGAUUAAUAAUAUAUUACAACUGCAUAUAAUAUAGACUGCAAGUGUAAUGAUCAAGUAAUAAUUAAUUAUCAUGCAAUUAUGAA